AAGCACAGCCUGCAAGUGCCAAGUGUUGAGUGUUCUAAGAGAUCAAAUGCACGUCGAAUGUUUUUCUUUGGCGACUCUUUAAAUAGGUCUAUUACACUGUACAUGGUUUGCAUCUGGAUUGAGUUUUUCAUAUAGACAAUGUCAACAAAUGAGGAGGAUGUCCCCCCAACCUAUGAAGAAGCAGUUGCUCCUCCCCCUUCCUAUCAAUCACUUUAUGGAGAAAUAAAAGAUGUGAGGAGACAUUCAGACAAUUUUGCUGAAUUUCUGGUCAAGAUAUGCUUUUUUUUUGCGAAUACAAUUGGGUUUGCAGUAUUGCUUGGCUUUUUGUUGGCUAUUCCAAUCACCAUGAUUGUUAUAGGAGCAAAAUAUAAAGACGAUUGCCCAGGAGAAGAUAAAAUUCCAAUUUAUCUUAUCGUUGCUGGCGCUGUCCUGAUUGUCCGAAACCUCUCAAGUAUGUGUUCACGUGCCUCUGAAAGAAACGAAGAUGAAGACAACAGCGAAAAUGAGAAGAACCCGAUGCGGAAAUGUUGUGACUCAAUUCUCGACCUUUUCAUAUUUUGUUGGUUUAUAACUGGCAACUAUUGGAUCUAUCAUAUUAACAAGCCAUCGUUUAACAAAAGCGACGAUGAUUAUUGUAACAAGACUCUUUAUUUGUUUGCGUUUUGGAUUACAACCUGCACCUACAUAAUCGCUGGAUUCCUUUGCUGUUGUCUGUGUUGUUUCGGAAUAUGCGUUGCCGCGAACUCUGACGAUGAUUAAUUAGAUGCAGUAGGUUCUCAUUCGAUUGCUAUUAUUACAGCUAUUUAACAAUUAGUCGCCGAAGGUGAGGUGAUUACAAACCUAUAUUCUUGGCUUGUAAUCACCGAGCCUGAGGCGACUAAUUGUUUCAGUAUAAAUUUCGAGGUGUUUACAAAUAAUAAUCAGUUGACUUAAUUUCAUAAAAAUUUAUUAUUAUACCUUAAUUUCUUAUUUGUAAUACAACAACAAUUAACAAAUCUUCGUCGAAGACGUAUUAUUAUAUUUUUGCACAAGUGGAUUGACAGAAGAACUGCAUUUGUUCGCUUAUAACAGCAUAAUACGUCAAAUUUGACCAAUCAAUAUGUAGGAUUUGUUAUAUUUACUUGUGCAAAAAUACAAAAAAGCUAUAGUUUGUCACCGACCAGUGACUAUCACUUCAGAGACAGUGAAUUUUGACCAAUCAGAAUGCAGGAAAAUCAAUGGUCACCUCGAAAUUUAUACUAAUGGUAGUUAUGGUUUCUUGGUUAUAGUAUAGCCAUAGGUACUCGCCGCUAUAGCACACUGAGCACUCCCACCGAAAAUAUAGAAUCAAUUGAUGUAAAAAUAAGUUUACCGCUAAAAAAGAGGUUUCACAAUUAUGUUCUCAAGUGAUUCCUGUCUUCUAGAAUCUAACUGUAGCCAUAAGCGCACGCAUCGUUUAUAGCUUGUGAUUUUUUUGUUCUAAAACCACCUCGUGCAAAAAAAAUGUGAAAUGAAAUUUCACUUGACAGGCAUAACAUUUUGAAUAUUUGGUGCAUGCGUAUAAUCGAACGCGCGAAGUUUACUGAUAGAUUGCGAUAUUUUAGCGUUUAACUUUUAAGUCAGAUUUAAUGUGUUAGGAUUUCCCGAGGACGAGGAGAGCUAACACAUUAGUCUAAAUUAAUAAUCUGUAGUAAUAAUCAGUGACCGUUUUCGUAGGGACGAAAUUUAUCCGUCUGGACAAAUUUAUAAUUAUAGUUUGUCUGUUCUUCGAUAUAGGGAAAACUUGGUUUGUCUGUCCUUUGAUAAAGGGACCGGAAAAAAAGUUGAAGACAUCCAAACGAAUUACAAGUUGAUUCGUCGUUUUAACGUCACAGGCACUAGACGAAUAAGCUAAAAAAUAUGUUACAAACGAACCGUUAUUCGCCAAAAUUAAUACGAAGAAAAAAAUUUUAAGCUUGAAAAUUUCAUUACUCGUUUGUUUAUUUGAUUUAUUUCUCAUGAGUUCCAAAUAAUAUAAAUAUAAAGUCACAGACGACAUUAUGCUUUCGCAGACGGAUAAUGCAUCUCGUAAAAAAACGGCCACCAUUCAUAGUCAUACCCUCAGUCCUCAGACAUAGCCUCACAGAACUGAGCACAUAAGUAUUUUGAAUUUACUAUGUAUAAUGCUUUUAUUAAUUAUUUAAUAAACACCCAAUGCAGUCAUUUAA
Messenger RNA from Dendronephthya gigantea, 2186 nucleotides. RefSeq lists its product as uncharacterized. The record is from RefSeq and is a predicted model, not a curated record. The transcript is spliced from 5 exons. Bases 139 to 759 code for a protein of 206 amino acids. Lineage: Eukaryota; Metazoa; Cnidaria; Anthozoa; Malacalcyonacea; Nephtheidae.